This is a messenger RNA of Symbiodinium sp. CCMP2592, 228 nucleotides long. NCBI's taxonomy places the organism in Eukaryota, Dinophyceae, Suessiales, Symbiodiniaceae. The record is from the annotation of a GenBank genome assembly.
AUGCCCUGGGCUUCCUUCCCGGCCAGCCAGCGCUUCGCAUCUCGUCUUCUCUUCAUUUCUCUUCAUCACUUGAGGGACCACAAACCCGGGAGCGUACUCUCGGUUCGCAUCCCGCCUCCCUCGAAAGUCAUGCAAGAGCAAGGUGCCUUGCUGCCUCCGGCAGCUCCGGCCAUGGAGGAGCUGGAGCCGCUUCCUCGGGUGAGCCUCUCGGCGCUGCCAACAGGUUGA